GUCGAUCAUCACCGGUUUUCGGAUCUCCGGCGACUUAGACCAUUCAGAAUCGGAUAUAGAGUGCUUUUGUGGUUGAGGUUAUGGAAGACUGUUUAUGGCUCCGGAAUAUAAAGGUUGAUUUGGAACAUUUAGUUAAGGCAAAUGAAUUGAUGACAAACUCUUCUCGGGUGGACAGAUUGAGCUGUCUGCCAUGGGUGGUGCUUGACAAUAUCCUAGGUCGCCUCCCAAUUGAUGAUGUUGCCAAGAUGAGUGUUUUAUCCCAUAUGUGGAAGAAUAAUUGGAAAUAUGUUUCUCAAAAACCAGCAAAUAAGGAAAAUGUUGGCAACAAUAUUGCAUUCCACAUUAGUGAUAGAGUUUUAAAAAUGUAUAAGCGAGAUUUUGGGCUAAUAACUAGGCUGAAGUUUGGUGUUGAGGAUGAAGGAGAUGUACCCAAAUACUUUGAGCGCAAUGAACUAAGCAAAAAGUACUUUAAGGGAAACAUGAUUUUAACCCGGGAUGAGGUGGAGACGGCUUUUCUGAAAAUUGGAAGGUCUAAAAAAAGGGAUGUCGGGGAUGCAGUUAAGUUAGGGCUCCUUCAUGUUCUAGAAAAAAAGGGAUGUUGGGGUUUUAGUUCCUAAUUUUUUUGGAGAUAAUUAGGAGUAAUUAGUUGUUGAGAUAUUGUGAUGAUUUAUAGUCUUUCUUUGAACGCAAUAUAAUCUCUUGGAAAUGGCAUUUCUACUUCCAAGUAGAAGAUUUGGGUCACAAAGUGCAAAUUAGAGGGAAAAGUUAUUGCAGGGGACAAUGUAAGUGUUCUUGGACUACUUGAUGUGUGGACAAAUGAUGUUGGUCAGAUAUCAGCCGUUGGUGAUCUGUUGAAUAGUUUUCAGAAUCUUAAAGAGCUUUCCAUCAAUCUAGCGCCUAAUCACUCUUUGUUCUCAUC
Molecule: messenger RNA, 919 nt
Organism: Cuscuta campestris
Lineage: Eukaryota; Viridiplantae; Streptophyta; Magnoliopsida; Solanales; Convolvulaceae
Source: the annotation of a GenBank genome assembly